CUUGAAUUAUCAUUUUUGUCUAUGGUCAGUAGCAAAUAAAUGGCGGUGGUAGUUAGUGACGGACUGAAUAUAUUUUUAUUAUAAUUAAAUUCUAAUAAUGCCCUAUUGGUAUUACGACAAAAAAGAUUUACAGAACACGCCGUCAUUCCGCGAUGGGAUCCCGAACGAGACCGAAAACCGUUACAGGAAAGAGGGCGCGAGGUUUAUCAUUGACACAGGAUCGAAGAUGGACUUAGGUUAUAAUACUGUGGCCACUGGUGUUGUUUAUUUCCAUCGGUUUUACAUGUUCCACUCGUUUAGAACAUUCCCAAGAUAUAUCACCGCGUGUUGCUGUUUGUUUCUCGCUGGUAAAGUGGAGGAGACGCCCAAAAAGUGUAAAGAUAUAAUUAAAGUUGCCAAGUCGUUGCUAACUGAACUGAAGUUCAGUACGUUCGGUGAGGACCCCAAGGAGGAAGUGAUGACGCUGGAAAGGAUCCUGUUGCAGACGAUAAAGUUCGACCUGCAAGUGGAGCACCCGUACGGGUACCUGUUGAAGUAUGCAAAGUGCCUUAAAGGUGACAAGGCUAAACUACAAAAAAUGGUACAAAUGGCAUGGACUUUCGUUAAUGACAGUCUGUGCACCACACUGUGCCUGCAAUGGGAGCCUGAAGUGAUAGCGGUGGCGCUCAUGUUCCUGGCGGGGAAACUGAGCAAGUUUGAGGUGAUGGACUGGAACGGACGGAUGCCCAAGCACACCGCCUGGUGGGACAUGUUCGUUGAAGACAUCACUAUGGAACUGCUUGAGGAUAUUUGCCACCAGGUACUAGACCUAUACUCGCCUCAAACGCAGCCCACUGGAGGCGACUCGCCACCGGAAGCGACCGCCUCCCGCGCGCCAAAAAACGAGAAGAAGCCCUCCGUUACACCGCCCACUUCCGCAUCGCCUGUCGCCACACCUAAGCCCCCACCUGUCAUCACACCUGUCAAAAACGGCUCAGACCUCAAAUUGGAGCCCCCAAAAAUUGACAUGAGGUUCACAUAUCCCGGAUACCCCACUAUGCCCGCAUAUCCCCCAGUUUACACCGCGCCUCCGCCUUCAAUACCUCCUCCUAAUAGAUUACCAAUCCCCCAAGGUCCCCCGCCACCUUUAAGGUACUCGGAACCCCCUCCCGCUCCCCCGACAAGAUUUCCCCCGGUUAACGUCCCACCUCCUAAUUAUUUCGCGCCGAUGCCCACGCGAGGCCCCCUGCCCCCGAGGGGCCCCAUCCCGCCGGGCCCCCUGCCCCCGCGGCCCUACUACCCGCCACCGUAACGGAGAGCUAAUCUUAAGCAUAGGUUAUAUUAUAAUUUUUUUACUGAAAUAUAAUUAAUAGACUGGA
Molecule: messenger RNA, 1358 nt
Organism: Maniola jurtina (meadow brown)
Lineage: Eukaryota; Metazoa; Arthropoda; Insecta; Lepidoptera; Nymphalidae
Product: cyclin-K-like
Exons: 3
Coding region: 98-1291 (397 amino acids)
Biological process (GO): positive regulation of DNA-templated transcription, elongation; regulation of transcription by RNA polymerase II
Cellular component (GO): nucleus; cyclin/CDK positive transcription elongation factor complex
Molecular function (GO): cyclin-dependent protein serine/threonine kinase activator activity
Source: RefSeq, a predicted model, not a curated record